AUGGUGGAACGGUUUAAUCGAACUAUAGAACAUCAGUUGGCAAUUUUUGUAAACGAGAACCGGAAAGAUUGGGAUGAACAUAUACCUCUGUUGCUGAUGGCUUAUCGGACAGCUACCCACGAGUCAACGGGACUCACACCAGCAAAGGUGAUGAUGGGACGAGAAUUAAGAGUCCCUUUGGAUUUGCUGAUAGGGAUUCCUUCUAAGAAGAAUUACGUGAAAACGUUGUCUUACGUGGAAAAGUUGGAAGAAGGUAUGGAUAUUACACAUAGUUUUGCACGGAAACGGUUGAAGAUCACGACAGAUCGGAUGAAAACACGGUACAAUAUUAAUGCGAUGGCGGUAACACUGAGCGUUGGAACCCCUGUAUGGCUGUACAGACCACAGCUAAAGAAAGGACUAUCUCCUAAACUAUCCAAGCCUUGGGUCGGUCCUUAUGUUAUUCUGAAACGAAUUAACGGUUUGGUAUAUGGGAUUGAACUUUCGAGUGGCAGUAAACCAAUGGUGGUGCAUCGUAACCGUCUAAGAGAGUACGUUGGUGAGAAUGUUCCCCAAGUUUUGUCAAGAGAAGAGGGAGUCGAAGUCAGGCAAGAAAAGGAACCGGCGGCGCUGAGAAGAAGUACCAGAGAACGAAGAACACCAGUACGGUUGGAAAUUUAG
This is a messenger RNA of Paramuricea clavata, 660 nucleotides long. NCBI's taxonomy places the organism in Eukaryota, Metazoa, Cnidaria, Anthozoa, Malacalcyonacea, Plexauridae. The record is from the annotation of a GenBank genome assembly.